UCUCUGAGCCAGACCGGAAGAGCUCAUUCUCCUUCCCCACCCCCCACCCUCCCCUUCCCGGUCCCGCUCUUCCUCUUCUUUUCUCCUCGAAAUUGAACUAAAAAACACCCUUCUUUGGCCCCCUUCUUUCCUCCUUGUCCGUCGUUCCCAACUCGUGAUUCGGGAGAAACUCCACCUUCCUUUCCUUCUUUCUUCGAACCCUCGCUUUGGCUGUGUUCAUCGAACCCGGGGCGGCCCUAACUGGGGGUUCCACCAAUCCUGGAUCCACUGAAAAUGUAGAAUUCAGUCUUUGUGAACAUCGAAAUAUUACCACUCCUUUCAACAAUUUAUCUGCAAGCAGUGAGUUGAACAUGGAAGUAGAGGAUGAUGAGGAAGAAGAGGAUAUAGACUUCAACCCCUUUCUGAAAGGGGAAACCCUGUCAGAAGCAUCAUCUGGUUUGAGUUCAGACAAUGAAGGUCUAAUUAGUAAGGUUGACAAAAUUCUACAGAGGUCGCAACACAAGGAUGCUACUACAUCAUCGAGGGCAAAUAUGGAGAUAGUCUGUUGUAGCACAGAUUCUGGAAAUGAAGAUGAGGAGACUGUGAUGCAAACUAGACUUGCAUCAGAAGAUUCUUAUGGAAAAGAGUCCAUUUCAGAAAAACCAACCACAAGAGAACUAACUACUUCCACUGAGCAGGGAGGAGGUUUGACUUGUGAUGGAGGAUGCAUUAAGGAACUGCUCUGUAGAGAUGGAAGUGAUGCUGCUGAUUUGACAAAAGAAGAGUUUCUGGAGCAGACUACAGGUUCUUUAAAUCCAAGAAAUUUCCAGGAUCCCAUUGUCGAGAUAGAUGAUGAGGAUGCCAUCUGCAAGCGCACGAGAGCUCACCAUUCCCUUGCACAUUAUACACUUGAAGAACUUGAGGCAUUCCUUCAGGAAUCUGAUGAUGAUGAUGACAUGCAAAAUCCUGAUGAUGAAGAAGAAUACCACAAGUUUCUUGCUGCUGUUCUGCUGGAAGGAGCUGAUAAUAAACAGACAGGACAGGAGCAUGAAAAUGUAGAGGAAGAUGAAGAGAAUGAUGCUGACUUUGAGAUUGAACUUGAGGAGGCACUAGAAAGUGAUGUUGAUGAAAGUACUGAUAAUAACAGAGGGUUGAGUGACAAGCAAGAAGAAGAUAGACCAGAAACCAGACACAAGAAACGUCUAAGGGAGUCUGCCGAAAACAAAAACUAUUCUUUGGGGCAGGCAAAGAUGCCAUUACGCACUAUAUUGCCAUUUGUCUCAAAUGCACAAGUAGCUCCUUUCCCACCCUCUGGGUGGCAGUUCUCCUCUCCUCAAAGCUUUACUCAUUGCCCACCAUCAUUUUCUGGAGCUGACUUAGUUAAUGGUUUUACAUCUGAGCAAAUAGGCCAGCUGUACUGCUUAAUACAUGAGCAUGUUCAACUUCUUAUUCAGGUCUUCUCUGUUUGUGUUCUUGAUCCAUCGCGUCAACAAGUUGCAUUUCAGGUCCGAAAGAUGAUUAUGGAGAUGGUUGAUAGACAUGAAGAAGCAUUAGCCUGUAGAAAAGUUCCUUAUCCUCGCUCUUGCUUUCAGCCUUCAAAUCUUUGUUCAUCACUGCAUGCUGAUUUUCAUCAAAUUCCUGAAUUUUCUAAUUGGACACCUUUACUUGAUAACCUGGUGCUAUCAGUUCUUGAUGUUGCUCCACUUCGGUUGGCUAAGAGUUACAUGACUGAUGUUUCAGAGGCUGUUCUGAGGUAUAGACAAAAUCAUGUGCAAGAUGCAACUGACAAAAGUCACUUGAAAAGAGUACCUCUUUUUCCACUGCCCAUGUUUGCCUCUCAUAGUGAAACAAAUAAUGAUCACCUCGGGAGAGCUACUACCACGUCUUCAAAGACAGCUUCACCAUCACCUGCUCAAGUACAGCCUAAAAAGUCAUUGGCUGCUACACUUGUAGAAAGUACCAUGAAGCAAUCAGUUGCUCUUGUUCCACUGGAUAUUGCCAGAUUAGCACAGAAGUUUUUUCCUCUGUUUAAUUUAGCACUAUUUCCUCAUAAGCCUCCCAUGCCGGCUGUUGCCAAUCGUGUGCUUUUCACUGAUGCUGAGGACAGAUUACUAGCAAUGGGAUUGAUGGAGUACAAUAACGACUGGGGGGCAAUACACCAACAUUUUCUUCCUUGUAAAACGAAGCAUCAGAUUUUUGUGAGACAGAAAAAUCGCAGCUCCUCCAAAGCACCUGAGAAUCCAAUCAAAGCUGUACGACGCAUGAAGACCUCUCCAUUAACUACAGAUGAAAAGUCACAGAUCAAUGAGGGACUCAAACUCUUUAAACAUGACUGGUUGUCCAUUUGGAAAUUCUUUGUUCCCCAUAGAGAUCCAUCCUUGCUACCCCGCCAGUGGAGAAUUGCAACUGGAACACAGAAGUCUUAUAAGAAAAGUGAAGAUGAUAAAGAGAAAAGGCGAUUAUAUGAAGCAAAGCGAAGAAAAAUCAAAGCUUCAAUGACUGAUAAGGAAGUUACAUCAGAAUUGGAGGUUGACAAUGGAGCGAACAGUGCAGAUGACAUGGACAAUGAAGAUGAAGCUUUUGUUCAUGAAGCAUUCUUGGCAGACUCAGAACGUGGGAGCUUCAAUUGCAUAUCAAAUGAUAUUUCUUUUCCAAAUACUAACAAAAAUAACGUGCAGCCUAUUAAUAUGGUGCUGGACGAGGGUACUAAAUCUUGUGAAAAUUCUGCUGGUGGUACAGAUAAAUUUGAGGCAUCAAGGCAGGAAAGUGAAGCUGGGCAUGAACUUGUUACAUCUUCAAAGCCCUCAGUGAGUAUGCUUCCUUUAUCUAAUUGCUCCGGCAGCAAAUUCAGUGCAUCUUAUCGGAUUUCUUCCAAGCAGUUGUCUUCCACUUCAAAAUCAAGGGCUAGAAGUCAUUUAGGUUCGCUGCCUUACCAAAGGCGUCGAAGGAAAGGUGUUCGGAUUGUCAAGUUGGCUCCAGAUUUGCCUCCUGUAAACCUUCCCCCAUCUGUUCGUGUGAUCUCUCAGUCAGCUUUCCAAAGUUAUCACAGUGGACCAUCAUGUUUUGAUUUUGUUAAUAAUGAAAGAAAAAAGCUUCUUUCAAGUUUCCUGCAAGCUGCUAAACCGGAUGCUACUGUGUCAAAUCCCAGUAAGCAGUUACAUAUGUCCUCUGAUAAUUGUCUUGAAGUUAGCUGUCAGCAAGAUGGUGGGACCUCUGGGAAUCAGUUGGCUGAAGAAAAUACUUUUGAAUCAGAUCUCCAGAUGCACCCUUUACUAUUUCAGGCUCCUGAAGAUCAAUUUUCAUCGUAUUAUUCAAUGAACUGUUAUAACACUACUACAAGCACUUACAAUUUCUUCCCAAGGAGUCAACUUCAAACUGAUCCCAAUUUCUUUAAGUCUCAAAAGUUAGUUAGGACAACUAAUUAUGUUGAUGCGACACAAAAUCCAAAAGGACCUCCAUCAGAUUUAUGUACCAUCGACUUUCAUCCACUAUUGCAGAGAACUGAUAAUGUAAGUGGUGACUCUGCUACUAUAUCUUCCAUUAAUCCACUAUCAGGUGGUUCGGGAGCACAAAAUAAUUGUGGCAGAUUUGUCCCAUCUGAUUGUCUCUUGAGAGAACCCCUGGUUGAGGAUGGUGAGGUAGCAAACAAUAGAGCAGCUCCAUGCCAUUAUGGAAAGGAAAAUAAACUUGAUCUGGACAUUCACCUAGGUUCUAUGAUGGACAAGGAAAAUACAAUCGGAGGUGGAGUUAUGAAUGAGCAUCAGCAUGUUGAGUCAGACAGUCCUACUUUGGAGCAAAGAAUGACAGUGAGUGGCGUGAAUGCUGAUUUAUCAAUCAGCCACUGUAAAGAUAGAUGUCCUGAUGUUUUAGUUUCUUCAGGUUCAAUCAUAAGUGAACAAGCAUGCUCUAAAAUGUAUUUUGAUUCCGUGGCAGUACAGUCUAGCAAAGGUGGUGCGUGUGAAUGCCGAGGAGAUUUUCAUGAUGAGUCUCUUCCAGAAAUUGUAAUGGAACAGGAAGAAUUAAGUGAUUCUGAUGAAGAAAGUGAACAAGUGGAGUUUGAAUGUGAAGAGAUGGAUGACUCAGAAGAAGACGAGUUGGAUGCCACACAACCUUCUGAGACUCCUAAUAAGCAUUAGGUUUGAGAUCAGAUAAUUGGAACUGAAGACCAUGGCAUGAUAAAGGAUCUUAAGCUUGCAAAUAGUUUCAGCCAUUUUCCAAUCUUGAAGAGAGGGUGCAUAUUUAUAGUUAAGAGUCCAAUAAAGCCAAAGAAGAUAAUGCUUUUUUGAAAGUCAUAGCACUCUCCAACAUACUAUAUGUCGGGUUCUAACAUGUUGGCUUAUGCCAAUGAGGGCAUUUGUCGUAUGGCAUUUCUAGUUGUUGAACAACUUCAAACUGUUGCUUUUGUGAAGCUAAGCCCUUUAUAUACUUAUAACUCUCUCUUGCAUUGUGAAUGAUAUCAUGGAUAUGUUUUAGUCCAUCUUGAACAAAGAGAUUAAGUAUAUUAGCUGCACAAUGAAUAUGGAACAAUUUCCCCUUGGCUGAAGCAAUUUUUUCCAAAAAAAUUUUCCUUGAGGAACAAAGCAAGUGAAUCGUUUACUGAAGCACUAUCCAAGAUUAUACUUAAAACCUUGCCAUUAAGAUUUCAACCUCUGAUUGCCUUUAAAAUCACACUGGUUAAAGCAAUCACGAUGUGAUGAGAUUCUGCCUUACAAAAGUUUAUGAUUCUCUUUUGAAGCUUCCAUUCUUUAUCAAUAAAAUAAGCCGUUGAGGACAAAUAUCCUUUUGUUUGAUUAGGACUCCACACAUAAGCUGUCAAGGAAACCUGCUCACAUCACAUGAACUCAUAAUUUUUUUCAGAAGGCUUGCUUGAUCAUCAUCAGCAAACUUGAUAUGAUCACCUUUAGAAGUAUUACAUUAUACCAUCUUAAAUUGUGGAUUAAGACUCGCAACAAAUCUUCUA
This is a messenger RNA of Elaeis guineensis (African oil palm), 4939 nucleotides long. RefSeq lists its product as uncharacterized. Gene Ontology annotation, cellular component: nucleus. Gene Ontology annotation, biological process: regulation of DNA-templated transcription. NCBI's taxonomy places the organism in Eukaryota, Viridiplantae, Streptophyta, Magnoliopsida, Arecales, Arecaceae. Gene Ontology annotation, molecular function: transcription coregulator activity. The record is from RefSeq and is a predicted model, not a curated record.